AUGACCGCCACCCGAUACUUUACCGUGGACUCGGUGGUCCAACCGGUACAGCCGGCAGCCUCCAGCUCGGCCGCGACGACUGCAGACUCCUCCGCCGCCGCAGCUCAUCCGAGCGCCGGACGCGGCGGUAUCGUGCAGGUCGUGGCCGGUUAUAACCGCGAUCGUGACCAAACCGAUACCGCGACCGCGUCCUCGCUCCAGCCCGCCGCGGACCAUCGGCCGACGUCCGUCGAUCACCUUCCUCUGUUUACGACGACGACGACGACUGCGCACUCGUCGUCCGGUGACGUUCAACGACAACAGUUACACCGGAAACGAUAUUCCGUCACCGACCUGAUGGACAAACUUCUGGAAGACAUAUACAGAGUGGGUGGUGGUGGCAGCGUGGCCUCCGAAUCGUCGACAGAUCAGACGAAUUGGAGCGACGGCGGCGGUAGGCCAACGAUCGCCACGAACGAAGGAUGGUCCAAGAGACUGACCAGAAAAAGUGUGGAAGAGCUGUCCACCACUGUUGACUUGCUCAGGGACCAGUUGAACGUGUGCUGCGAAGCUCUCGUAAAGGCGCUGAAGAGGAGGGACAUUCUGAUUGCCCGCCGGGACGCCAAGUGCAACAUGAUCACGGCUCUGUUGCACGCGUACUCCAUGAAACGAAACCGUCCGGCGUUCGAACCGUCGCCGCCGUCAUCCGGUCCGGGCAAGUCGAGACCCACGAGAUAUUCCUUAUCAAAACACAUUUGGAACACGGGCGAUGUGAUGAAUGGUUUGCUCAACACGUUGAAGAACAUUGCCAGUCUCAGCGAAGACACCAAAAUGAGAUUCAACAUGAAACCCGGGCCCGGUGACACAGACUUUGAACAGUGGCAGAGCGCUAUGAAAAUGGUCGCUAGACUUCCGGACGGCGUGCCGCACGAGUUCCGGAACACGUUAUGGUUGACUCUGGCGGAAAAAUACUUGUCGUCCAGGAACGUGGAGUGGCCCAAGGUGGAACGAUUUUGCUUCAACGACACGACCAACCCGGACGACGAGGAGUUGGGCGUGCAGAUCGUCAAGGACCUGCACCGGACCGGUUGCAGCCUGUUCUGCGGUUCGUCCGGGCUGGAAAACCAAGCGCUGCUGAAAAGGGUGCUGUUGGGGUUCGCUCGGUGGAACAAGGCAGUCGGCUACUGUCAGGGGUUCAACAUGUUGGCGGCUCUCAUAUUGCAAGUGAUGGAAAAAAACGAAUCCGACGCCCUAAAGGUGAUGAUAUACUUGAUCGAAGGUGUGCUUCCCGAAGGUUACUUUGCCAACAAUCUCCGCGGGCUGUCUGUGGACAUGGCCGUGUUCAGAGACUUGCUAAGAGUCAGACUGCAAAACCUAUCGAGACAUUUAGACAGGUUACAAACUGAAUCGAAAGACUCCGGAACCAGCUACGAGCCACCCCUCACGAACGUAUUCACAAUGCAGUGGUUUCUCACGCUGUUUUGCAAUUGUCUUCCUCAGCGCACAGUGCUUCGGGUCUGGGAUUUAAUAUUCCUUGAAGGAAGCACGGUUCUUUUGAAAACCGCCUUAGCUAUCUGGGAAGCUUUGUCCGACCGGAUAAUGACGGUGACAAGUGCAGAUGAAUUUUAUAGUAUUAUGGCUGUCCUCACCAGAGAAAUGCUUGAGUUCGGUUUAAUGGACGCCAACAAUUUAAUCAACACAAUCAGUACAAUGAACGAACUAGUCGAAGUCAAAGAACUCCGAGAAAGAUACAUGUACAAUAUAAAUCCGUGGGUGAGUCACGUGGCCAAACGAGGACUGCGAUUGUUCUACACAGAGUCUGACAUCGAGGAGACGGACAGCGAUGAUGACAUCGAUGGUAAAUCUUCUUCGGUGGUCACUGCAAACAAUGACCGAAAGGAUGGCUUCAGGACGAAACACAACAAAUCUGGUAGAAGCAAUAGGCAGCCGACUCCCAGUUUGGAAUCCGAAAGAGAAAAGGUUGCGUUAGACAUAUCUUCGUUGAAGAAACAAUACAGCAAACUCAAAGAAAGACAGAAACAGGUCCAAGUCAUUUUGACAGCUGCAUGUAAUGGACAAAACUUUAUCGGUACCUCUAACUCUUCGGCGAUGAAUCAUUUACUGUUCGGCAAAACGGCUCUGAGAUGCACAUCGAUCGGCCCCAUACCCGGAUCCAUACCGUUAAAAUACAUACAAGACGUCAAGAAACCGGAACCCAAAACAGACCCCCGAGUCCGAGAGAAACGAACCGUAUCGUCGUCAUCGUCUUCGUCUACGUCCACCGAACUCUGCGACGAUCCCGCGUCCGAUUGCUGCAGCGAAAGGUCGGUGGACGACGAUGGGUGCAACGGCCACGACGGAGACGGAGACGGAAACGCUGAUCUGGUCGUCGACGUCGUUGUAGAAUGUCGUCUGCCAGACGUCAAAUCCGGCAACGACGACGACAGUGACGUGAGUCUAGCCGAAAUGUUGAGAGCCAAUUCGGAACUGUUAAAGCGGAUGUGCAGAGGGAAAGCUCCGGCGGACGAUCCAGAAAUGGACUUGGAAGAGCGGUUGCCGGACUUGAUCAACGACAUCGGCAUGCUUGGAGAAUCGUUGACCACCUUAGAGACUUCGACCGCAGACGGCGACUACCGAGACUUGUUUGCGAACGACUCUAUAACCGCUGUCGAGGGUUCCACCGACGACUUCCGAGAUUUGUUAACGGGCGAAUCGCAAUCUGCAGCCGAGACUUCCGCCGCCAGUGACUUCCGAGACUUUUUUGCGGACGAGUCAUUAUCUGAGGCUGAACCCGAUGAUCGAGUACUUCCGCCCCAGCAAUCGAAAGGAAACCAAGACAACAUCGAGGAUUCCGCUACGCCGGCACCGAAACCAUUUGCUCCUUUCCCUUCGAAAGUCAGGCAGCCCAAACGGCUCGGCAUCGAGUUGGGUCUAUACCCGGACGGCUCGAAUUGA
Messenger RNA from Macrosiphum euphorbiae (potato aphid), 2934 nucleotides. The record is from the annotation of a GenBank genome assembly. NCBI's taxonomy places the organism in Eukaryota, Metazoa, Arthropoda, Insecta, Hemiptera, Aphididae.